AUCGAGUGCCUGUGGAACUACAAUAUUUAGCGAACUACUCAAUAUCCAAGUUUCAACCCAAAUCAAUGCUUCUUGUGUCACAAAAAGACUUGGUAUCUGCUCAGUAUUUAUUUAUUUACGUAUAUUUUUGUAACUGAAGUCAAAACCAUACUUUAUUUCAGCAUACGUGCCAUUUUACAAAAAUCUUGUAAAAUUCUUGAGACGUUGACAGAGGCGUAAGUGAGAGUAAGGAACGACAACUCUGGGUAUUGCGAUGGUAAUCGGAACUUACGCGAGGAUCUCCGAGUGGAGUGGGCGAAAUAUAUUUUGUACGACUUAGUUAAAUCAGUGUUCCUAAAAAUAACUUUGUCUUUUGCUGACCCACUAACCUGCUAUUCUACUGCUUUUGCAGAAUUUCUCUCAAAAAUGUCUAACUUUACCUGUUUGUGUCUGAAUGUCAAGAUUGCUUGCAAGGCAAAACCAAGUUUUCAGCAAAGUCCAGAUUUAUGGAAGACUAAAUAUGAGUUCUUCUCUCAAAGCCUGGCACAAGCUACUGAUGCUGAAGUAAAGAAAGAACAUCCCUACCUUGUUCACAAACACGCUGUAGGAGAAUGGAUAGUAAACAGGUGCUUGAAUUGUGGAGUGGAGACACAUGCCACCUCCCAGGGAUCCAGUAUAAUGCUACUCUCUCCACAGCUCCAGAGUGACCCAGUCAUUGCUGAGAGGUUAACACAAUCCUCUGAUUUUUCUAAGAUUUUCAACAUCGUUCUGCAUGGACAGAAGACUACAAUUUCUAGUCAUGAUAUGCCAGAUCCAUCUUCGAAAAACUACGAAUCUCUGCAACAGGAACUGACACAUGUUCAAAGCCAGAUUAACAGCUACCUCCUUGAAGAAGAAGGGUCAAUGGAGAAGAAAAUCAGAGAAUUUGAAGAGGAACAAAGAGGCAUAUUUCAAACUCUACAAUCAAGUGUUCAGACAGAGAAGAAGAAAAUGAUUAAUCUCAUUUUGCAAGCAGAGAGAGAAUUGAAAUCUUCAGUUCAAGAGAAAAAUGAGCUACCAAACACAUCAACUGUUAAAGAACAAUCUUCCAAGAAAACUCCACUAACAAGAGCAAAGUCCUCUCCAAACAAACGCCUGCACUCAGUCGAUGAGUAUGAACAGACGCCAGAUACAGAAGAGAUGUUUUUGCUGGAGGAUGAAAAUCCAGGACCAGAUGAACCUUUCUACACAUCAGAUGAGGAAGAUGACAGUGAGAGAAGUUCAUGCACUCCUGCAGCAAAGACAGUGCCAUUUCAGAAGAGAUCUCUGCAGUAUUCAUCAUCUGUCCCCAUUCAAGUUCCCAGAUGGGGAGCAAUGUUCAAUAAAGACUCAGAGGAGGAUACUGAUGAAGAUCCUGCACCGUCCGACCCAGAUGAGAUGGCAGCAUCUAUGCAGGCUAUGGCUAGAAGCAUUACAAAUGAUGAGAGGAUGAUCUUCGGUGACAGACCCAGGCCGAGGCUUAAUACGGGUGACUUCCAUCAUUAAUGGCCAUUCUUUGGUCAUUGUGAUCAGGAUUUUUUUGCUUUAUUUGUCAUGACUAUAUUACAGUCAUGGUACAUGUACAUGUCAUAUUUGGACUUCUUUUGGUCAUCAUAAGAUGGUCUUAACUAUUGCAUUAAUAAUCUCAGCUAUAUAUCAAAAUGUUUGUACCAAUAAAGGGACGUUUUGAGACAUGUCUACUGCAACAACUUGGGUUCAGCUGUAGUGAUGACAUUGUUCUUGAAAUGAUAACUUUUUAAGUGAUCUGUUGGGCAUUUAUAAAGUCAUUGUGUCAUUGUUUUUAGUUAAGAUAAUUUUGUAGUGAUUAUUUCAUAAUCAACAGUUACAGCCUUUCACAAGCAGACAUACGGUCUUGAAGAAAUUAUUUUUAACCAUGAAUGUUACAUCGGCCUUUAAUCCUCCAGUUUUUAUUGAAAAUAUUUUAGUGUCCAAUAUUACCAGCUACAUUUUAAAAGAUUUUUCAAUCACUUAAUGACUAGCCUUUGCUGCUCUUUUCUUCCUUACUUAUACUCAUUACAUAUUAUUCAUGUUUUUUUCUUGAUUAAAUGAGUUGGAUAUAUUCAUAAUCAAUAGGGGUUGGCUAUGGUGUGCAUCUAAAUCAGUGAUUAUACAUGUUUUUCAUACCUUUGUCUCAUACCUUCUAUCCUAUUUACUAUUUAACAUUAAGUGUCCAGUUAACACAUGUGUAGACUGAUCUCCAUUUAUUUAAAACAUGGAAAACUGCAGGUACUUGUUAUGACAUAUAUUGAUGUCAGUAAAGGGUGACCAGAGAUUCCAUUUAGAUGCCAGUAUGUCACUGUGAAUACACUAAAUGUAAUUUUGUUAGGUUUUGAUUUUUCAUGUUUUGUGUCAUCCAUUUAGAGAGACAUUAGAUGAGUUCUGUUUGAUUGGAUUUUCUUUACCUGUAAUGUUAAAGCCUGGAGAGUCUGUGUUUUCCUGCUCCCAGUGAUAUUGACAACAAUAUUUAAAACAAAAAUAUGUAUUGCUUGAAGAUGUCCCUUUUUCUUAAAAAGAGAGAGAGAUUUUGAAUAAUUUCAUAUGUUUGUGUGUGUACUGUGUCAAUUAUUUUGGCUGAGAAGAAUAUUAUUAUUAAAUAAAUUUUAGGUUGUUUGUACUAUGUGGGUGUAUAAACAAUGGAACUAUGGGAUAAUUUGUUUGAUUAACACAGCUGAUUAUGCAGAAAUUACCCAUGUAUACAGUGGAUCUUCCAACACCAAUAUCUCGAAUACCAUGGAUAAUGUCAAGAUAUCUCGAAUACCAUAUAUAUCUCAAGAUAUCUAGAAUACCAUGUAUAUGUCAAGAUAUCUUGUAUACCAUGUAUAUGUCGAGAUAUCUCGAAUACCAUGCAUAUGUCAGGAUAUCUCGAAUACCAUGUAUAUGUCAGGAUAUCUCGAAUACCAUGUAUAUGUCGAGAUAUCUCGAAUACCAUGUAUAUGUCAAAGUGAUUUGGAAGUCCCAACCACUUUAGUAUUUUGCCCUCAAUAUCUCGGAUAUUUUAAAGUUUUUUCAUGGUCCCAUCUAAUUCAAGAUAACGAGGUUUGACUUUAUAUAUCCCAUUUUACAAACAAUCUAGACGUUUAUUCAUUAUGGUUCUAUUUGGUAAAAUGAAAAAAAUAUAGACUAUUGAAGCUACUAAUAACUUUCCAUACAAACCAAGCCUCUUUGUGAUGUACGUACAAGUUUGUAUGAGGAAUUAUAAACAAUGAAGGAGUGAAGGAUAAUUGGUGGAAUGUUUAUUGAUCUACUUUUGCAAACCAGUGACUUUGUUUACCAGAAGUAUUACCGGUACAUUGACUCAUUUGACAGUCAGUAUGAUAGGGCAUAUUGCAGGGUACGAACCGUUCAUGGCUUGAAAAAGUCCGUAUUUUGUGUGUCAGAGAUUUGUAUUAUGCCAAUAUUAUUUUAAAUAUUUUACUAAUGUUGUAAAAUUUAUUACAAUCAAAGAUCGAUUUACAAGUCAGGAUGUUUUUACAAUAUGAAUUUACUUGAUUCUUUGUAUAAUUUUCUGCUGAUCAUGAGGAGUUGCUGUGCAUUGCCAUAUCCAUGUAGUUAUAAUCAUUCCACAGGAGAAAAAUUUACAUUGUUAUUUUGCAUACAGUUUAUUAUGUUAGUGAUUUUCAUCUUUUGUUAUAAACCAUAUGAAAUGGUUUUAUAUGUGUCACAUUUUCACAGAUUUGUUAGUCUUGGACAACGGUGCAUAUACAAGUCUGUACUGUGAAUUGUAAAUAUUUUUGUUUUCUGACUUAUUGUGUUUGGUGCUUGUUUGUCUUCAACUUCCAUGUAAAUACUGUGUAUAUAAUACAUCUAUAUAAGGAAGACAUCCAGUUGUGUCACCAUUAUCAUGGAUAUUGGGUUCUUUGGCCAGGUAGCUUAGUAUGCAUUAUAUAGCCUAAUUUUAGCUCCAUUACAAGUGUUCCUUUUUAUGACCAAGUUUGUGUAUAGCCAUAUCAUUUGUCCUCACAAAGAAGACUUAGAAAUUUGGUUGUUUUUUAUGGGGUUGUGUGGUACUGUAAUUUUUAAUUUUCCCUGACCAAAACUAUCCUUACCUUUUAUAAAGUUGUAGAAAAAUGCAUGCAUGCAUUCUGCUGCCUUUUUAGCAUUUUUUAAGAUUAUCAUGCAGACAUAUGCUUAAAAAUUUCAUUUUGGUAUUUACAUGGCAGGAUUUAUUCUUGCUAAAACUUGAUCAUCACUUCAAACCACCGAGCUGAAACCUUUUGUCAGAUUAACUUGUUCUUGAAUAGAUUUUAUUUUCACAUGAUAAUGUAUUAUGAACAAGAGUUUUUCAGAUUUAGUAGCUAUGCAAUUUGUUUCAUGUUAUUUCUGGUACAUGUUGGUAUAUUGUAUAAUGGUAAUACACUAAGAUGCCAAUUUUCCUAGUCUGGUAUAUAUAUUUUGGAAUGUUCAAUCACCGCACAUUUGAAAUUAGUACUCAUUUUUAGCAUAUUUGAGUUUUUAGUUGAAGUUCAUACAGGUUCUUCUGAGUAUGAGAAUUUCUAUUGACUUUUCAAAUCUUCAGUACCCUCAAUUUCUGGGGUGAUGUGCCAGCAAACAGGACAUAAUUAUGGGUAGGGGGUGGGGGUAAUAAUCCUUUCAAAUGGGAGAUAAUUAAGAAAUGUAGGAAAUGCGAUAGGAUUGCACCAAAAUUUGUUGAUAUAGAAUCACAGGAAUAGAAAUGAUGAAAUUUAUGUAGGAACUUUAUGAAUAGUUGAGCCAAUUUUAUUUUAUUCAAUUAUUGCCUCUUAUGGCUAAAGUUGAGUCAUGUUGGAUUUCCAAAGCUGAAAAGAGCAAGGCAACUUGUGUGAGAGUUGUGGCCCAUUGGCCUCUGACUUAAUUUCAAAUGAAUUUACUUCUUUAAUCAGCCCAAGAUUAUAACUGCUCUUUUACAAUAAUUAAGCCAUCUAGAUUCAAAACAGAUUGUGGUGCCAAGAAAACAAUGAAAAAUUGACGACAAAAUGCUGAAGCAUCUCUGAUAUACUCUACUGACACGCUGGAAUAGUGGAUAAAUUUAAUGAAAGGCAAACAUUCAUCAAAAUUUCCACGUGUCAAUUUUUCAGGAUCAACACACAGUUGUGACUUUUACUAGCAGUCAAUAACAGUUCACAUACACAUACAAAAUGAAUAUUUUUAGAUAUAAAACCCCAUUAAUAGAAGAAAUUAAAAAUAAAUCUCGAACAGGAUAAGAUAUUUUCACUUCCUAGGAAUGGUUUAUGUUUCAGUCCAAUAUAAAUGUGUACUUAUUCUGUCAUACCAGUGGAUAUGAUGACAAUGAAAUAGUAUGUAUAAUUAGCACAUAGUGCAAUCAUGCAGGUCUUCAUAGCUGUUGGUGUUCGCAAGGUUACUUCAUAAUUGAAUCUAAAUAAGCUAUUCAUGUAACACAUUGUGCCAAAGCAUCAUGAAAAAUGUAACUUUCUUAGUGAUUGUUAAUUUCAAUGUAGUGAUCAUUAAUUUAUGCUACUGAUAACUGGAUUCUAAAGAUGUGAAUGUUCAUAUCUCUCUUUAGGUUUAAAUAUUACUUCUUUCUUGUUUUAAAUUGAAAUUUUGUACUUUGAGAUGCAAAGUAUAUUUUCAAAUUUCUACUCGUCAUAUUUCUUAAAUUGGAAAAAUCAUCAAACAUUCAACUUGUUAAUACUGUAUGUGUACUGUUUUAGCGAAUUAGAAAUUUGUUUUGCUCACCCACCCACCCCCCCAAAGAAGAGGGGCAUAUUGCUUUGCACCUAUCGGUCGGUAGACCAUAUGUUGUCCGCUCAAUAUUUUGAAAAUCAUUCACUUGAUCAUAAUGAUAUUUCGUAUGUGGGUUGGUUAUGAGUAGGAGAGGACCCCUAUUGUUCUUGAGGUCAAAAGGUCAAGGGUCAAUCCACUGGACAUGAGAAGAUACUGUCCGCUCAAAAUCUUGAGAACCCUUUUGCUUGACAGACAUUAACCUUGGUACACUGAUACAUUGAGAAGAGUAGAUGACCCCUAUUGAUUUUGAGGUCACAUGGCCAAGGAUCAAACUGGACAUAGGAAUAUACUGUCCACUCAAUAUCUUGAGAACCAUUUGCUUGACAGACAUCAAACUUGGUACACUGGUACAUCUUCAGGAGAAGAUUACCCCUCUUGAUUUUGAAGUCACGUGGUCAAAGGUCAAGAGUCAAACUUGACAUAGGAAUAUACUUUUCACUUAGUAUUGUGAGAACCCUUUGCUUGACAGACAUCAAACUUGGUUUACUGGUACAUCUUUAGGAUUAAAUGACCCCUAUUGAUUUUGAGGCCACAUGGUCAAAGUUCAAUAAUCAAACUGGAUGUAGCAAAAUGCUAUUUCCUCACAAUAUCAUGAGAACCCCUUUGCUUGACAGACAUCAAACUUGGUACACUGGUACAUCUUGAGGAGUAGAUGAUCCUUAUUGAUAUUGAAGUUAUCUGGUCAAAGGUCAAGGGUUAAACUGGACAUAGUAACAUGUCUCCUAUAUUUUAAGAAUCAUUUGCUUGAUUGAAACCAAACUUGGUACACUGGUACAGCAAAAGGAGUAGCUGACCCCUAUUGAAUUUUAGGUCACAUGGUCAAUCCACUCUGGACAUAGAAAGAUAUUGUCUGCUCAAUAUUUAUACCCCCCGCAACAAGUUGUGUUGGGGUAUACUGGAAUCGGGUUGUCCGUCCAUCCGUCUGUCUGUAGACGCAAUGGUUUCUGGGCUCUAAAGCAUUAUCCUUUCCACCUACCGUCACCAUAAUUUAUAUAUGGACUACCCAUGGGAUGAAGAUGUUCCUUAUCGAUUUUGGGGUCAAAGGUCAAGCGCACUGGACAUCUAAGUAUAUAUAGCAAUAUGGAUUCCGGGCUCUGAAGUGUUAUCCUUUCCACCUAUAGUCACCAUAUCAUACAUAUGGACUACCCAUGGGAUGAAGAUGUUCCCUAUCGAUUUUGGGGUCAAAAGGUCAAAGGUCAAGCGCACUGGACAUUGAAGUAGCAAUAUGGUUUCCGGGCUCUAAAGCGUUAUCCUUUCCACCUACAGUCACCAUAUCAUACAUAUGGACUACCCAUGGGAUGAAGAUGUUCCCUAUUGAUUUUGGGGUCCAAAGGUCAUGCGCACUGGACAUCGAAGUAGCAAUAUGGUUUCCAUUUAAAUUCUUUAACGGCUUUUUUCAUUGCAUGGAGAUGCUGUGUUCCUAGAUACCUUUUGGAUCAUAAUACUGAAGUUUUACCUAUUGCCAACACCCUUUGGGAGAUUGGGGUAAGCGGGGGGUAUUCUUAGUGAGCAUUGCUCACAGUACCUCUUGUUUGAAAUGGUUUGGCACUACUAUCAGUUAAAUGAUACAUGUGUAUAACCCUUUUCAGUUUUGCACCAAAGGGGGGGGGGGGGGGGCAUACAUGUUUUGCAAACAUUGCUUGUUGCAGUCGGGGCUGAUGCUUAAUUGGCAUGAUCAUGAUUUAGCACUUCUCUGUAUUGAGAAUUGAAAAAUAAUUUCAUAUUUUACAGCAACUAUGAAUUAGCGCUCUUACUUCACCACCAAAGCCCUAAAAUUUGCAUCCCGCUAAAAUUUGUUCACAUACAAUAUUAACAAAUGUGCUCUUGUGAGAAAUCGUUCCUGCGCAAGAGUUUUCAAGAUCACAACAAAGUUCUCAGACAAGACGGCUAGUAAUGUUUUCCUCCAAAAUGGCAUUAAUUGUUUUAUUGGAAUAUUUAUCAACUAUUUUAUCUUACAGAUGUGUUAAAACCCACUGAUAAAAAUCACAGUGAGAAACAUCACUUAUUUCCCUACACAUGACCCACUUUUAGCCAAUAUAAAAGUUUGAAAUGCUAUUUGUGUGGUUGUUUUAGUGGGAUUGAUAUUUUGGUGCAGAGGCAGUUGGAGCACUUGUUUAUUGUUGCAUCAAUCGAAAUUCUCUGGUAACUGCUCUUUAUCCAUUGUCAUAGACUGGGAAUGUGAUUAUUCAUGAUAAAUAAAAAUGCACUAAUUUGCAUUAACAGCACUGAAAUUUUAGAUACUCUAUUAAAUGAAAUGUAUGUACGAUAUUGAAGGUGAAAUGAUGGUGAAUCUAUACACAUUUUACCCAACAAGCACUUUUAAGAAAUAGAAGCUUGGUCAUUGGAAAUGAUGUACAUUUUCAUGUAUAAUAUUGGUAGGCUAUCAUAUGAUAUUAAUACCAUAUUUUUGGGGAGGUGGGAUUUUUGUUUUGUUUUUUUUUAAGUCGAAAGUAAAAUCAGUCUUACUUACAUUAGAUCCUUAGAAUUGUUCUUGUAGUUCGCUACACAAGUUUGUGUACCAAGUAUUUGAAUAGAUCUUAACAGUACACCUUAAUUUUUUUUAUAUGUCAACUUAUAGCUUCUAUCGAAUAAGAGAGUUUCUGUGAAAAGUCAAGUUCAAAUAAGACGUUGCAGAGGACAAUUAGUAGAUGGAAGAGAAGUUAAUUAAUGGUUAACACUUAUCAAUGAAUGUUAGUGCUGUCAAUUGUGAUAUUCUAUUGUUUACAUAUGCUUGUAAAGAAGUAUUGCUGAUUGUCAACCUCAAAGAUUUUUCCCAUUAUAAAGAGAUAUUCUUUACAAAAA
Messenger RNA from Ostrea edulis (European flat oyster), 8541 nucleotides. RefSeq lists its product as uncharacterized. Gene Ontology annotation, biological process: neurotrophin TRK receptor signaling pathway; negative regulation of TOR signaling; negative regulation of protein kinase activity. The transcript has 13 exons. Lineage: Eukaryota; Metazoa; Mollusca; Bivalvia; Ostreida; Ostreidae. Gene Ontology annotation, cellular component: cytoplasm. The coding region runs from base 406 to 1503 and encodes 365 amino acids. The record is from RefSeq and is a predicted model, not a curated record.